GCAGCUGGGAAUGGGAAGCGCAGUGGAGACUCUCUGCGGACAGGCGUACGGAGCGCAGAAGUACGAGAUGCUUGGCGUGUACCUGCAGCGCUCGACGGUACUGCUGAUGGCCACCGGCGUCCCACUGGCGGUGAUCUACGCCUUCUCUCGUCCCUUGCUGGUGCUGAUAGGGCAGUCCCCGGAGAUCGCCAAGGCCACAUCCGUCUACGUCUACGGCCUCAUCCCUCAGAUCUUCGCCUACGCCGCGAACUUCCCCAUCCAAAAGUUCCUGCAGGCGCAGAGCAUCGUGGCGCCGAACGCCUAUAUCUCGGCGGCGACGCUGGUGGUGCACCUGGCGGCGAGCUGGCUGGUGGUCUACAAGCUGGGGAUGGGCCUGCUGGGUGCCUCCCUCGUCCUCAGCCUUUCCUGGUGGAUCAUCGUGGUGGCGCAGUUCGUUUACAUCGCCACCAGCCGCCGGUGCAAGGCCACCUGGACCGGGUUUACCUGGCAAGCCUUCGCCGGGAUGCCGGAGUUCUUUCGGCUCUCGUCCGCCUCCGCUGUGAUGCUCUGCCUGGAGACCUGGUACUUCCAGAUCCUGGUGCUCAUCGCCGGCCUCCUCGAGAACCCUGAGCUCGCUCUUGAUUCCCUCUCCAUUUGCGUGACAAUUAGCGGCUGGGCGUUCAUGAUUUCCAUUGGAUUCAACGCCGCGGCCAGUGUGCGGGUGAGCAACGAGCUGGGCGCCGGGAAUCCCAAAUCGGCAGCGUUCUCAGUGGCGGUGGUGACGGCCAUGUCGUUCAUCUUGUCGGUGAUAGUGGCAAUCAUCAUCCUCGCCCUCCGCGACUACGUCGGCUACGCCUUCACCGAGGGAGAGAUGGUGGGGCGCGCUGUCUCCGACCUCUGUCCCUGGCUCGCCGUCACCAUCAUCCUCAACGGAAUCCAACCCGUUUUAUCUGGCGUCGCCGUUGGAUGCGGAUGGCAAUCUUUUGUGGCCUACGUCAACGUCGGCUGCUACUACAUAGUUGGUAUUCCACUUGGUUCUUUCCUCGGCUUCAAACUUGGUCUAGGAGUCAAGGGGAUUUGGGGAGGUAUGAUGAGUGGUACCUUCAUUCAAACACUCAUCCUGCUCGGGGUCACCUGCCGAACCGAUUGGAACAAAGAGGUGGAAGAGGCUAAGAAGAGAUUGAACAAGUGGGAGGACAAGGAGGCCCUUAGGUCCUAGAAUGAAUGAAUUACCAUUCUCAUGAUUUGAAAUUUUAGCUGGGAGAGUGCAAUAAACUAUAUAUCGGACGCCCUACCAAUGAGUUGAUGGAGUAGAUGGCCUUUUUAUUACAUCAGGCCUAACUCAGAAUGCCAUGAAAUUGAAACCCAUGUUCGUGUGUUUCGUUUAAUU
Messenger RNA from Zingiber officinale, 1369 nucleotides. RefSeq names its product protein DETOXIFICATION 40-like. The transcript is spliced from 6 exons. Gene Ontology annotation, cellular component: membrane. The record is from RefSeq and is a predicted model, not a curated record. Bases 11 to 1198 code for a protein of 395 amino acids. Gene Ontology annotation, molecular function: xenobiotic transmembrane transporter activity; antiporter activity. Gene Ontology annotation, biological process: xenobiotic detoxification by transmembrane export across the plasma membrane. Lineage: Eukaryota; Viridiplantae; Streptophyta; Magnoliopsida; Zingiberales; Zingiberaceae.